UAUCCCUCUCCCUUCUCUGUAAAACUCAAUAAAAUACAUUUAAAAAAUUAAAGUAUAGACUUAAAAUUUUAACAGUUUUCUAACAGUGUAUUUUGGAGAUUUUACAGCAGCAGUACAAAAGGAGCUUUCUCAUUCUUUUAUACACCUGCUUUGUAUUUCAUGUAUCAUAAUUUAUUUGCCCAUACCCCUGAUGAAAGACAUCUAAGUUGUUUCCAAUUUUUUUUUUUUUUGCUAUUGUGAGUAAUGCUGCAUUGGGUGAUGCCAUUUUACACAUGCAUACGGAGCUACUUUAAACUUAAAAAUGAGUCUUGACUCCUUCUGGUAGUUACCCUCCUGAUGUUAAAUAAUUUUGAUAUGUAUUAUGCUUUUAUUGCUGUUUCUUCUUUUCCUCCAAGCUUUUUUAUUUUGAAAAAUUUCAAGCUUAUAGAAAAGUUGAAAGAAUAUUUUGACCCCUUUGGAAAGUUAUAUUUUAUUUCACCUGUAUUUUUCUUUUUCUCUUUUAUGUAACAAACUUUGUUUCCCAGGGGUUGGUGCCAUCUACAUUCGCCGCCGGCCCCGUGUGCGUGUGGAGGCCCUGCAGAGUGGAGGGGGGCAGGAGCGGGGUAUGCGGUCUGGGACAGUGCCCACACCCUUGGUGGUGGGCCUGGGGGCUGCGUGUGAAGUGGCACAGCAAGAGAUGGAGUAUGACCACAAGCGAAUUUCAAAGUUAGCAGAGCGACUGAUACAGAAGAUAAUGAAGAGCCUUCCGGAUGUGGUGAUGAAUGGGGACCCUUAUCACCAUUACCCAGGUUGUAUCAACCUCUCCUUUGCCUAUGUGGAAGGGGAGAGUCUACUGAUGGCACUCAAGGAUGUUGCCUUAUCUUCGGGGAGUGCGUGCACUUCUGCAUCCCUGGAGCCCUCUUAUGUCCUUCGAGCAAUUGGCACUGAUGAGGAUUUAGCUCACUCUUCUAUCAGG
Molecule: messenger RNA, 955 nt
Organism: Myotis lucifugus (little brown bat)
Lineage: Eukaryota; Metazoa; Chordata; Mammalia; Chiroptera; Vespertilionidae
Product: cysteine desulfurase, mitochondrial-like
Exons: 4
Biological process (GO): iron-sulfur cluster assembly
Cellular component (GO): nucleus; cytosol; mitochondrion
Molecular function (GO): cysteine desulfurase activity
Source: RefSeq, a predicted model, not a curated record